Molecule: messenger RNA, 1659 nt
Organism: Pestalotiopsis fici W106-1
Lineage: Eukaryota; Fungi; Ascomycota; Sordariomycetes; Amphisphaeriales; Sporocadaceae
Exons: 2
Coding region: 1-1659 (552 amino acids)
Biological process (GO): amino acid transmembrane transport
Cellular component (GO): membrane
Molecular function (GO): amino acid transmembrane transporter activity
Source: RefSeq, a predicted model, not a curated record
AUGACGGACUCGAAAUUGGAAGAGGCAAUGACGGCCACACCGAGGUUGAAUACUGAAUCCGAUGUCGACGUCGGCCACGGGACGGUCUCAUCAGGGACCAAGGCCCGAAUUAAUUCUCGGCAGGCUCAGAUGAUAGCCAUAGGCGGCGUGAUCGGGACGGGCCUCUUUGUUGGCACUGGAGUCGUCCUGGCGACGGCAGGUCCUGCGCUGCUUUUUGCCGCCUACUUCUUUUGCUGCCUGUUGGCACUGUGCAUUGUCACGGCCACUACCGAGUUCAACUCAUAUCUCCCCGUUCGAGGAGCAUCGAUCCCGUAUUACGCCACCCGCUUCGUGUCGCGGAGUCUGGGAUUUGCACUUGGAUGGCUCUAUUGGUAUACUUGGGCGAUUGCCGUUGCCUACGAGGUAACGGCUGCGUGUAUUGUCAUCAACUACUGGCCAAAUCCUGUUCCCGAGGCCGCUUGGAUCACGAUAAUGUUGAUCGUCAUCAUUAGUCUCAAUAUGAUGCCGGUCAAGGUUUAUGCAGAGUCAGAAUUCUGGUUCGCAUCGCUCAAGGUUUUCACAAUCAUUGGUCUCUUGCUAGUGUCGCUGGUGCUCUUCUUCGGAGGUGGCCCAUCACAUGAUGCACUAUAUUUUCGAUACUGGUAUCAAAACGAACAACCGGCGCACGAGUAUCUUGUUGGCGGUUCAUCUGGACAACUAUGUGCCUUUAUAUUUGCACUUUGCAAUGGUGCAUUUGCCUUUUUGUUCGGUCCCGAAUACGUUGUCUCUGCCAGUGGUGAAAUGGAAAACCCGCGCAAAGAUCUGCCAACCACUAGCAAGCAUUUCGCCUGGCGUCUGAUUUGCUUUUACGGCUUAGGCGCCUUGGCAAUCAGUAUUAUCUGCCCCAGCAGCGAGCCCGGACUGACCUCUGGAGGGUCAGGAGCCGCUGCUUCCCCUUGGGUCUUGGGCAUCAAGAACGCCGGUAUUCAUGGACUGGACAGUGUCAUUAACGCGGCAAUUAUCACGUCGGCAUGGUCUGCCGGAAACUCUCUGCUUUACAUGUCAAGUCGGUCUCUGUACUCGAUGAGUCUAGUGGGCAAUGCGCCUCGCAUUUUUCAACGAUGCAAUCGCUGGGGCGUGCCUUAUGUCGCGGUCGGCGUGUCAUCUGCAUUCGGCCUUUUAGCCUACAUGAACAUUAGUAGCGAUGGUGGUACGGUCUUCAACUGGUUGGUCAGUGUUCUCAACGAAUCUGGCUUUAUCAGCUGGAUCGUGUGUUGCAUCGUGUACCUGCGUUUCCGUGCCGCCCGCAAAGCGCAAGGCGUCCAUGACCUUCCGUACCAGAGUCUUCUGCAGCCCUAUGGCGCGUGGUUUGCUCUCGUCAUAGUCACGCUUCUAGCUCUGCUGAAUGGGUUUGCCUGUUUCUUUCCUGGCAAUUUUACUGCCUCUGGAUUUUUGACUGCUUACCUUGGUAUUCCAGUCUUUGUUGUGCUUUACGCUGGCCACAAAGUCUACACCAGGCACGAUCCAUGGUAUCAUCCUGUCAUGUCAAUCGACCUGACAUCGGGACUGGAUGACGUGAUCGCACAGGAGGCACUCUAUCGAGAUUCCCAAGGCGAAUCUUCAAAGACCAAGGCCAAGCAUUUAUUGAGCAAGAUCAACUCAAUAUGGGGUUGGAAUUGA